Echinostoma caproni is the source of this 645-nucleotide messenger RNA. The record is from the annotation of a GenBank genome assembly. NCBI's taxonomy places the organism in Eukaryota, Metazoa, Platyhelminthes, Trematoda, Plagiorchiida, Echinostomatidae.
AUGGUUGGUUUGGAAUCAGGGUUUUUGGCCGACUCCCCUAGGUAUUAUCGUGCACCCGAACUACUCUUUGGAGCCCAGCUUUACACAUGUGCAAUCGAUACUUGGAGCGCUGGUUGUGUUCUCGCUGAAAUGCUCCGACAACAUUGUCUUUUUAUGGGUGGUGACUCAGUUGAUCAACUUGUUAAAGUGAUCAGGGUUCUCGGGACACCAACCACGCAAGACAUUGAAAGUAUGAAUCCUAUGUAUGGCUCAUACAACUUCCCGGAAGUUCAAUCCUGUCCAGUCAAACUGUUCUUUCCUCAGCACACACCGUCAGAUUUACUUGCUCUUAUGAGCAAAAUGCUAGUCUACAACCCUACCCGGCGUAUCUCGCCAUCAGAUGCCCUUGGUGAGCCUUGUUUUGACGAGCUUCGUGAACUAGGCCCAAACGGUGUGUUGCCAAAUCGUGUCAGAAUGCCUCCCCAUCUGUUCGACCCUAAUCCACCUCCAUCUGCACCGUCAGCAACAACACCCUCCGUCCCACCACCCCAUGAGCUUAAUUCGAUCACCGGUGCUCAUGGUUGGCCGGCACAGGACCCACGGCAUUGGCAUGGCUCCGGCAACAAAAAGUUUGGCGAUUUGAGUGGAUCAGACAAAAAAGGUAAU